CACUAACUUUACGUUUUCUCUUCUCUCUCAGACAAAAAGAAACUACAACCUUAUUCUCCUUCUAUCCUAUUCCUAGGCACUCUCACACCAACAGAAGAAACUCUCUGGUUUUUAGAGAGAGAAAGAGAAGGAGAGAGAAAAAAGAUGGAGAGAAAAGUUUUGCUGGUAAGCUGUGCUGUGGGUUUUUUAGGGCUAUUAUCAGCUGCUACUGGGUUUGGUGCAGAAGCUACUAGGAUUAAGGGUUCUCAGGUUGAAUUCCUCUCUAAUACUCAAUGUGUAUACCCCCGGAGCCCGGCAAUGGCUCUUGGGCUAACUGCAGCGGUAGCUCUUAUGGUAGCUCAAAUAAUAAUAAACGCUUCAACAGGAUGUAUUUGUUGCAAAAGAACCAUCCAACCACUUAACUCAAAUUGGAAAAUGGCACUCGUGUGCUUCGUCGUUUCCUGGUUCACAUUUGUGAUAGCGUUUCUUCUGUUGCUAACUGGAGCUGCACUUAACGACCAACACGGUUUAGAAAGCAUGUACUUUGGCAACUAUUACUGUUACGUUGUGAAGCCAGGAGUGUUCGCUGGAGGUGCCGUUCUGUCUGUUGCAAGCGUUACACUUGGGAUCCUCUAUUACCUCACCUUUACUCCAGCGAAGAGCGGAAACAAUCCGUGGGGCAGUUCGGUUCCCAAUCAGAGUGGCAUAGCCAUGGGGCAGCCCCAGUUCCCACCGCAGAACAGUCAGGACCCAGUUUUUGUACAUGAAGAUACUUAUAUGAGACGACAGUUCACCUGACGGAUUCGGAAGACGGCCGACAUGAUUGUGAUUUUCUACUUUGGAGAUAAUAUCUUCAGCAAAAUUUUUGUGGGGAUUUUCUGCAGUAGCAUUUUGGUUUAAUAUCCCUUCUUUUGUUAUGUUUAUAAUAUGCGCAAAGUUAUUCACCAAUGUAUAUUGUAAAACAGGGAUUUCUUUCUAUAUAAGCUGGAUGGAUUAUUGUUAUGACAGUAUUCACAGAAGCAACGAAGUCCCAUUACUCGUGGAAGAUUGUGUUUG
Morus notabilis is the source of this 1035-nucleotide messenger RNA. RefSeq lists its product as uncharacterized. The record is from RefSeq and is a predicted model, not a curated record. NCBI's taxonomy places the organism in Eukaryota, Viridiplantae, Streptophyta, Magnoliopsida, Rosales, Moraceae. The transcript has 3 exons. The coding region runs from base 145 to 777 and encodes 210 amino acids.